This is a messenger RNA of Aspergillus campestris IBT 28561, 955 nucleotides long. RefSeq names its product 40S ribosomal protein eS6. Gene Ontology annotation, cellular component: ribosome. The coding region runs from base 44 to 757 and encodes 237 amino acids. The record is from RefSeq and is a predicted model, not a curated record. The transcript has 6 exons. Gene Ontology annotation, biological process: translation. NCBI's taxonomy places the organism in Eukaryota, Fungi, Ascomycota, Eurotiomycetes, Eurotiales, Aspergillaceae. Gene Ontology annotation, molecular function: structural constituent of ribosome.
GACAAACCCGCGCCCUCCGUCUUGACCGCGCCACUCCGUCAAGAUGAAGCUCAACAUCUCCUACCCGGCCAAUGGGUCGCAGAAAAUCGUCGAGAUCGAUGAUGAGCGCAAGCUCCGCCCCUUCAUGGAGAAGCGCAUGGGCACCGAAAUUGCCGGUGACUCGCUCGGUGAUGAAUUCAAGGGCUAUCUGCUCAAGAUUACCGGUGGUAACGACAAGCAAGGUUUCCCCAUGAAGCAGGGUGUUCUCCUUCCCACCCGUACCCGCCUGCUCCUCGCCGAGGGCCACAGCUGCUACCGCCCCCGCCGCACCGGUGAGCGCAAGCGCAAGUCCGUCCGUGGUGCCAUCACCAACUUCGAUCUUGCCGUCCUGGCCCUGAGCAUCGUCAAGCAGGGUGAGGGUGAGCUGCCCGGUCUCACCGACAGCAUCGUCCCCAAGCGUCUCGGCCCCAAGCGCGCCACCAAGAUCCAGCGUUUCUUCGGCCUCGACAAGAAGGACGAUGUCCGCAAGUUCGUCAUCCGCCGUACCGUCACCAAGGAGGGCAAGCCCGAGACCACCAAGGCCCCCAAGAUCCAGCGCCUGGUGACUCCCCAGCGCCUGCAGCGCAAGCGUCACAGGAUUGCCCUGAAGCGCCGUCGCGCUGAGUCCUCCCGCGAGGCUGCCAACGACUACGCCAAGCUCCUGGCCAACCGUGUCCACGAGGAGAAGGCCAAGCGUGACGAGCUCCGCAAGCGCCGGGCGUCUUCGAUGCGGAAGUAAACGUUCAAUUCCGCUGGGUUUUUAAUGGUCGGGUAACGUCUCAACUUUGUUCUGGCUCGGGAAUCUCGUGACGGACAAGGGACAAUCUGGAAACCGGGGUUGAACGCUGGUGUGGGGGAGGGGAGUUUUUUCGAGUUCACAAAAAGCAGGACAUGACAGACUCUUCACAAAUAUUUUUCUUUUCCUUUUCUUUUUUUG